Xylona heveae TC161 is the source of this 2400-nucleotide messenger RNA. Its product is annotated as chromatin assembly factor 1 subunit B. Gene Ontology annotation, biological process: nucleosome assembly; DNA replication-dependent chromatin assembly. Gene Ontology annotation, cellular component: nucleus; CAF-1 complex. The transcript has 7 exons. The record is from RefSeq and is a predicted model, not a curated record. Gene Ontology annotation, molecular function: protein binding. NCBI's taxonomy places the organism in Eukaryota, Fungi, Ascomycota, Xylonomycetes, Xylonales, Xylonaceae. Bases 301 to 2379 code for a protein of 692 amino acids.
CAUUGCCAAAGUAAAUAGUGGGGUUCAAGUGCCGGCAACCAGCACAAAGGAGCUGCGACGAACACGCACAAACCGGCCCCAUCGUCAUUUCAUCACCUCAUGCUGAGAAACACUCUAAUUCACAGCGCCAUUUCACCUUUCAGCUUUGGCUUCGAUGAUUAUAAGCUUAAAAUUCGAAUUGACGACUUCAAUCCCCAUUUGCAUACCCGGCCCGUCGACGCCAGGGUAGCCGACCUGACCAACCUCCCAUAAGAAGCAACUAGUCACAACUCGACGUCUUCGCGGGCUCGCUGAGCAAAGAUGAAGGCUGCUCCUCUUCUUGUCGCCUGGCAUAACGAGAAUGCUCCCAUAUAUUCUGCGCAUUUCCAGCCCACUGGAUCUGGGCGGCUCGCGACCUGUGGGGGAGACAACAAUAUUCGGCUUUGGAAGCUCGAACCAGAUGGCGACGAUCGGAAAGUAGUAUAUUUGAGUACUCUAGUCAAACACACGCAGGCUGUCAAUGUUGUUCGCUGGUGUCCCAGAGGUGAUCUACUGUGCAGUGCCGGCGACGACGGAAACGCUCUUCUUUGGGUCCCUUCAGAAUCCCAGACACACACUGCCUUUGGCGAGGACACGGCUGAAGAUAAGGAGACAUGGCGGGUAAAGCAUAUGUGCCGCUCAUUUGGAUCGGAGAUAUACGACCUUGCGUGGUCCCCAGAUGGAGUUUUCUUCAUCACGGGUAGCAUGGAUAAUGUCGCGAGGAUCUAUAAUGCACAGACUGCAGGCCAAAUGGUCCGACAGAUUGCAGAGCACAACCAUUAUGUACAAGGCGUGGCGUGGGACCCCCUGAAUGAAUUUGUUGCGACACAAUCAUCUGAUCGAUCGGUUCAUAUCUAUACAUUAAAGACUAAAGACGGCCAAUUUACUCUUGCACAGCAUGGAAAGGUCACCAAAAUGGAUCUGCCGGCUCGGAGAAUAUCCUCCAGCAGCCCAGCACCUCCGGAUUUGGGGAAUAGACCAUCGGUGCCAACUGAGGGCUCGUCUGUUACCAUAGCAUCACCAGCUCCCUCAGCUCCUGGAACUCCAAAUACUGGCCCGUUGCCGAUGAAUCCUCCUGCCGUUACUCACAGUCGUCGAUCAUCCUUUGGCUCCUCACCAUCCAUCCGACGAUCUGCCUCCCCGGCGCCCACGCUACCAUUGCCAGCUGUUCGACCCAUGGAAAAUUCUCCUGGCCUUCAUGGAGCACUUAGCGUUCGCAAUACUAACAUCUACGCCAACGAGACCUUCACCUCAUUCUUUAGACGGCUUACAUUCGCACCAGACGGAAGCUUACUUUUCACUCCUGCUGGGCAAUACAAGACCUCUCAUCCUUCUUCGACCGAUCCAGGAAAGACAGCGGACGAUGUUAUCAACACUGUGUACAUAUAUACCCGAGCUGGCUUCAAUAAGCCGCCAAUUGCUCACCUUCCUGGGCACAAGAAACCUUCUAUCGCUGUCAAGUGCUCUCCAGUAUACUACACACACCGUCAGAACUCGAAACCGACUCGGCAUAUUGUGGUGGAUACUUCGUCUGCAGAGGAAGAAAUGCCCACGAAUGACGUCCCUGCUGCAGAUACAUCUAAGCCUUUGGAUGGAGAGGCGAACUCAACUUCUGCGCCACCGCCAGCAUUUGCUCUGCCAUACCGUAUGGUCUAUGCGGUAGCAACGCAGGAUGCGGUCUUGGUGUAUGAUACUCAGCAGCAAACUCCUCUCUGCAUAGUGAGCAACUUGCAUUUUGCCACUUUCACCGACCUCACCUGGUCCAACGAUGGGCUGACACUGCUCAUGUCUUCCUCGGAUGGCUUUUGCUCGGCGCUGACAUUUGCUGCUGGCGAGCUCGGACAAGUAUACACUGGAUCUGUGCCAACUGCUCACCAUCCAACCAUCAACAUCGCUGCUGCCACUGCUUCUUCGGUGCAAUCGACGCCUACUCCUACUCCAACCUCUACCACCGCCCCUGCCAUACCCAAACAACCGGCAGCUGCUCAACCGCUUCCUUCGCCUUCGCAAAUUCCAUCUACCCGCCCUGUCAGUCCGACACGGUCAUCAUCCACCUCGUCUGUCGCUACUCAGUCAGGCACGGUCAUUAGCAAUCCGACGCCCGUGCUCAGCAGUGUACCGAGCGUUGCAGCAACACACUCGAGUGCUGUCGGAGUAGUGCCUUUGACAACACCUCCACAAACUCCGCUUCCAGGUCCCAGCGGUGCAGCUCUCUCGACCAAUGCCGCAAGUAUUCUUGGCAAAAGAGAUUCAGCCCCUCCUCCUACCGAGGGCCACAAAGACGAGGGCAAGGAGCCCAAGAAGCGCAGGAUCGCUCCCACCUUGGUCAGCGUCGAGGACAACGGAGAUGCUCCGAAAUAACGAAGCCAUUUUCUUCUUCUC